UCUAGAACAAAUAAAAAAUAAUUCGUAUGUACUCGUCGUUCUUUCAUCAUUUUUUUAGGAAGCAUAUUUCAAGGUUUCCAUUUUAGCGCUAAUAAAAAGGAAACAAACUGUUAACAAUGUGCGACGAAGAUCUACAAAGCGAAUUGAACAAAUUGGAAAUUGCUCCUCAAAUUCCACAAAUAAAGCUCUGCGACACCCAACUGCCAGUCUCUCUUAAUCCUUUCUACAAUGAAACUAGCCAAGAUGCGUCUGGCCAACUUGCAGCGGCCGAUGUUGUCUUCGGCGAUGUCAAGUGCAGUUGUCGAGUCCGUCGAAGGUCAGAGAGCAUUUUAGAUGAGUGUAAGUCGUCGAGCAACGCCAAUUCAGCAUUUGCCCGCAUUGAGCAUUCGAUCAAGAACCCUACACAGUUCAAACAUAAAAACCGAAAGAAAGUAUUGCUGCGGGAACCGAUUUUAAAGUCCCUGCAGAAAUGUCUGCAUCCGAAGCACCUCAAAGCAUUCGGUGACAUCCCGAAUCGGGUCUUAAAGAAGAGCACUUCCAAUGACAAUAUGGGAGAUGGCUUGAAUAAAUCCUGCCCAACAAUCGAAGCUCUGAAUGUUGAUGAUUCUUUGGGUUUUCUUAGAAUAGCUAAUGAAGAAGAACCUUCGACGUCGUCGGGUAGGAGAUCGUCUGGAAUAACUGAUUUCCGAGAUCUCAUUGCCGAGUGUCAAUCGUUAUUAGAAACCAAUUUCAGUUUCGAUAGUUGGAACACUACGAUUGCUUCAAGGAAAAGUGUCAAGCACUUUAGUACGAUGCAAUCGGCUGAGAAUCGGUCACAAAGGACAAGGCAUCAUAGUGAAAGAAGCUAUAAAACUCGGUCAGAUUUAGAUGAGUCGAAUAAAGAAGGGACAACGAAACAAAGUGGCAGCAACAAUGCUAGCACGUCAUGUUCCCAACAGGCUAGAAUAAAUGCAUCUACAGUGGCAACUGGAAAUCAUUCAUCUGGAGUUGUGGGUGCUGGUCCAACAUCACCGUGUGAUGUCACCAUAGAUGAAUUGGCAAGUUAUUUUGAAACUUUUGUUCACAUACCGAAAAAGAUGUCUUCAAUGGCUGAGAUGAUGUAUAUUUGAUCAUAAAUUUCUAACUAAUUUCUGUUCAAAUUGAACUUAAACUCGCCAAUUAAAAUGAUAUUCUAUAUAACUUCUUCUAACGUUUCUGUUUUUCUUGUAUGUAAAUGAAACUUUUAAUAAUGAGUGAACAUCAUUUAACGGUAUUUUAAAAUAAAAAUUUCUUUAUAUA
This is a messenger RNA of Episyrphus balteatus (marmalade hoverfly), 1278 nucleotides long. RefSeq lists its product as uncharacterized. Gene Ontology annotation, biological process: cellular response to hydrogen peroxide. Lineage: Eukaryota; Metazoa; Arthropoda; Insecta; Diptera; Syrphidae. The transcript has a single exon. The coding region runs from base 117 to 1109 and encodes 330 amino acids. The record is from RefSeq and is a predicted model, not a curated record.